Nelumbo nucifera (sacred lotus) is the source of this 1508-nucleotide messenger RNA. RefSeq names its product Membrane fusion protein Use1. NCBI's taxonomy places the organism in Eukaryota, Viridiplantae, Streptophyta, Magnoliopsida, Proteales, Nelumbonaceae. The record is from RefSeq and is a predicted model, not a curated record. Gene Ontology annotation, molecular function: SNAP receptor activity. Gene Ontology annotation, biological process: retrograde vesicle-mediated transport, Golgi to endoplasmic reticulum. Gene Ontology annotation, cellular component: SNARE complex; endoplasmic reticulum.
GCUGUUCGGUCCCUGCUUCACUCGUCAGCGGUGAACGAAUAAUGGCCAGCUUCUUCUCCCGACUCUUCCUUCUGUAGCUGGUUUCUGUCUUUCUUUUUCUUUUUUUUCAUAAGUCUUUCCUCUUGUUCUGCGUUUUAUCUCUGUAUUUCUUUUCUCUGUUCUUCAAUUAUAGAGUAAUAACUCGCGGAGUGAGGUUUGGUUUGAUCGCCAAUCGGAUUCCGGCGAUUCACUAUCAUUUCCGUGUAUCAAGUUCCAGAGUUUUUCAUCUACCUUCGUCGUCAGUCGCUGUUUGCAGCGCCAGUCAAAUUCAGGCCAAAAUCUCAAUUAGGUCAGUACCAGCCUGGCCAAAAUCUCACUCAGAUUCUCAACAUGGGAUUAAGCAAAGUAGAAAUUAACCUGAGGAGGUUGCUUGCAGCAGCACCUCAACAACAGAAUCAGGCAAAGCUUAUGCAUUAUGUUGCAACUUUACGGGAACAACUGGAACAACUUUCUGAAGAGACUACUCCAGAAGGCUUACCAAGAAUUUCAAAAGCAAAGGUGAAUGACUAUUCAGAGAAGAUUGAAGCUAUAGCUGCCAAAAUAGCUUCUCCACCGGCAGUCAAUGUUAUUCCUAUUGAGGGAAGCCCUAAAGCAGAGGAAGAAGCCCAUUUUCCUUCUUCACCAGGACUGAGGAGGAGAUUUGUGCCUCCUACAAAAGUUGAAGAUAGAACUAUGACUGCCAAAACUGAUUCAUCUGCGCCUAUCAAGUUGGAUGCCUCAACACAGGCACACAUCGAAAAGCACAGAAAGCUCCAAGAAGAUUUGACAGAUGAAAUGGUUGGGUUAGCACAGCAGCUAAAGGAGAGUAGCCUUAUGAUGAACCGUUCCUUGCAAGACACAGAAAAGAUACUUCAUUCGACAGAGAUGGCAGUAGAGCAUAGCUUGGCGAGUACUGGUCGUGCCAAUGCCCGAGCAAUGGAAAUAUAUUCAGAGAGUUCUAAAACAACAUGCUUCACAUGGAUUCUAAUUUUCAUCAUGACCUGUAUUUUCAUCAUGGUUGUACUUCUCAUUCGCAUCACCUAGACAUUCAUUGGAAUAUAAUGAUUCGGUGAUUUGAGUAUGGCAAAUUCUCUAUUAAUGUGCAUGACACUGUUUACAUAACCGGAGGAUAUGCAUGAUCAUUGGAAAAUGGUGUGGAAUUCCAUCGUCCCCAUUAGUAUUUCUGUUGCUGUUUGGAGAAUUUUGCAAUUUUAAGUUACAGGUUGAAACUAAAAUUCAAGUGCUGGGUAACCAACUGGCCUCAAAGUGUGUGCUGUAAAUAUCCUCACAUUGAAUCUAUAGGUCAUUUGUUUGUCAAUGGAGUAUUAGCUUCAAAGGUGUGGACUUUGUUUCUGCCAAUUUUUUUAUUUGUAUUGUUCCAAAUGAAUAAAUUUCACAAAUAUUUGUUAGAUGGCAAGCCAAGGUUCAACCUGAAAAUAAAAAGCAAGCCAUGGCAAAACAAACUAGUUUUGGCCUUCUUUCUUUUGUUA